This is a messenger RNA of Apus apus (common swift), 896 nucleotides long. RefSeq names its product neurturin (gene NRTN). The record is from RefSeq and is a predicted model, not a curated record. The transcript has 2 exons. Lineage: Eukaryota; Metazoa; Chordata; Aves; Apodiformes; Apodidae. Gene Ontology annotation, molecular function: glial cell-derived neurotrophic factor receptor binding; receptor tyrosine kinase binding; growth factor activity. Bases 22 to 717 code for a protein of 231 amino acids.
AAUGUUCUGACUUGCUCUAAGAUGAAGGUAUGGAAGUUUGCAGCCAUUGCAUCGAUGCUCCUCAGUUCCGUGUUAUCCAUUUUAGUUUGUAGAGACAUGUUCAACGGAAGCCGGACACACAGCCCCUUGCCUUCCUCGCCGUAUUCCUCACGGGCAUCCUCUUCUUCCUCCUCUUCCUCCUCUUCCUCCUCCUCCUCCUCCUCGCUGCCAGCAGCUCGGCGGAGAUCCCCGCGGGCCCUGCAACGCCGCGGCUCCCUGCUCGCCCAGUACAGCAGCUGGCUGGAGAGCUACACGGAGGGGGAGAUCCGGCAGCUGCUCUCGGCGCUGGUGGAACGUUCCAGGCAGGCCAUGAACUCGGGCGGCCACGAGCUGCCCCUGUUCCCCCGGGCCGGCAGCCGCAGGAAACGCGCCCGCGCCCGCCACAAACCCUGCAGCCUGAAGGAGCUGGAGGUGAGCAUCAGCGAGCUGGGCCUGGGCUACGAGUCGGACGAGACGGUGCUUUUCCGCUACUGCAGCGGCACCUGCGAGGCCUCCGUCCGCAGCUACGACCUGUCGCUGAAGAGCAUGAGGAGCAGGAGGAGGAUCAAGAAGGAGAAGGUGCGGGCUCGGCCCUGCUGCCGGCCGCUGGCCUACGACGACGACGUCUCCUUCCUGGACACCUACAACCGCUACUACACCGUCAACGAGCUGUCGGCCAAGGCGUGCGGCUGCGUGUGAAGGAGCCGGGGGGAGAGGCGGUGAUGUCCCGGCCGUGAGAGCCCCCCGGGCCGCCAGGCAGAGGGACAGAGGUUGCGGCGAGGACACGGGGACGAUGCCGGAGGAGGACAGACCGAGCCCCGGCCACCGCCGCGUCCCGCUCGCCCCGCGGGCUGGUGGAGCUGCGGUCGCUGCUUGAG